UCAUCUCGUCCUGCAGGAAUAGAGCCCGUUCCUCCGCCGCUGCAGCCCUGACUCCGACACAAGCGGCAUAUCUGCGAACUGAGAGCCCCGCAAUCCCUCCUUCAAGACGCACCACUCCGUGCUCCUCUCUCUCGUCGCCGAAGCCGAAGACAAGAGGCUCGUUAUCACACUGCGACGAGGCUUUUUGUUCUUCUUCCAUUUGGAGGGACAGAGACUUAAAGAAGGAUCAAAACAAAAAAGGACUGUCCCCCGAUAACCUCACCACCGAAGGAAGAGAACACGGAACUGCUUCAUCAUGAAUUUUGUAAUGAAAGCCGCGAUGGGAGGAGGUCCUCCCGAUGUGGGCAAGAUGCUGGGCGGGGAGGAGAAGGAGGAGGACCCCGACGCAGCCAAGAAAGAGGAGGAGCGACAGGAGGCGCUCAGGCAGCAGGAGGAGGAGAGGAAGGCCAAAUAUUCCAAGAUGGAGGCUGAGAGGGAAAGCAUGAGGCAAGGGAUCAGAGACAAGUAUGGCUUGAAAAAGCGCGAAGAGGCCGAGGCCGAGGCAGCGGCCGCCGCAGAGGAGUCCGCGGAGGGCAGCUUGACCCGACCCAAGAAAGCCGUGCCGGCCGGCUGCGGCGACGAGGAGGAGGAGGAGAGCAUCAUGGACACAGUGAUGAAGUACCUGCCGGGCCCGCUGCAGGACAUGCUGAAGAAGUAGGCUAGCUGGGUUAGCUAACGGCUGACGUCACCUGGCUUAGUCCAUAGGCCACAUUCACAAAGCUGCUUCAGAUCCGGUUGAGUUGCACCCAUGUGACAGAUGUGAACGUUGCUUUGUAAGUAAGGUUCAUGGUGGGGAAAUGAAUCCCAUGUGAAGCAGCAGUGUGAGUGGCAGCCGUUAGACUAAAGCUGGCCAGGUGAACGUCGGCCAUGUUCCACCAACGAAGCUAACGCCAAGCAGAGGGGCUGAAAACACAACGUAGGGUCGCUUAGCCUUCCACCCGGAGACGUUUUAAACUCCUUUUUUUCUCCUCUGCGGAGCUCUCUAUCAGCACUGAAAAAUAAUCCCGUCGUCCACCGUGCUGUUCACUCAAUUUGUACAUAAAUUAAUACAUAACAAGCCUGAAGGUGGACAAACAAUCAUUAAAUAUUAUAUAAAAUUAUUAUAUUGUGUGUCUGUCUCAACAAAAAAAAGGUGUGAUAACUUGAUAAGCCAUAUUUUAAAAAGGAAAUUUAAAGACUACUUGUUGUGUGCUCCUAAAGCAGCUGUUUUGUGUUGGACCAUGUCUGUUUGCACACAGUGUUACACGUCCUCUGUCAGAUAUAACGUCCAUCUCUCUUACACACUAGUGUGAUAACAUUCAUGAAGUGUGGUCUUUAAUGUCCGUAUCCCCCUUGUUGAGUGCGUCUCCUUCUUACGUCUUGCAUGCCAUUUGUCUGGACACGUUUGGUGUGUGAAUAUCUACAAACUCUUCCCCACCCCCCCCCCCACCCACCCCUUUUAUCCUCUUCUUUAUCAUGCAAAAAAUAUUAAGGCAAUAACUCCUAAGUUUAAAUGUGUGUAUUCACUUCCAUGCAGAUAUAAUUGUUAAUAUUAGUAAUGACGAAAACUAUAUGUAGGCAUUCAGGAAAUUUCAUUUACAGGUUUGCAGGGUUUUCUUUUAUGUUGUCUUGUUGUUUUUCCAAUAAAGAAUGACCGUGCAGCCGUUCAAACAACAGCCAAAACCUUAAGCUUUCAGCCAUAAAACCAGAUACAACUAUAUAUAUAUAUAUAUAUAUAUAUAUAUAUAUAUAGUCAUACACUAUUACUAUCAGGAUCAAUAAAAAGGAGAGUAUACUGAAUGAAUAUGUAUGAAUAAAGAGGAAACAUGAGUUUUAUAAUAAGCAGUAUAAACUUGAAGGUAGAGACCACCCUCCCUCUAUACACACACACACACACACACACACACACACACACACACACACACACACACACACACACACACACACACACACACACACACACACACACACACACACACACACACACACACACACACACACACACACACACACACACACACACACACACACACACACACACACACACACACACAGAGUUUGGCUACUGGUUCAGUUACACAGAAAAUCCAGUCACAAAGUGAUGCUUGACUCCUCGUCUUUUUGUUGGUUCGGAUGCGAGAAUGAGCCGCUGAGCGCGGCACAGGAUGCCAUUGAGCAAUAAAGGAUUAUCAUGUAUGUUUCUGCCUGAGAUUCAAUAAAAACUUAAAACCUA
Molecule: messenger RNA, 2251 nt
Organism: Pungitius pungitius (ninespine stickleback)
Lineage: Eukaryota; Metazoa; Chordata; Actinopteri; Perciformes; Gasterosteidae
Gene: cplx2a
Product: complexin 2a
Exons: 4
Coding region: 296-697 (133 amino acids)
Biological process (GO): synaptic vesicle exocytosis; regulation of neurotransmitter secretion; neurotransmitter transport
Cellular component (GO): terminal bouton; SNARE complex
Molecular function (GO): syntaxin binding
Source: RefSeq, a predicted model, not a curated record